Molecule: messenger RNA, 942 nt
Organism: Heteronotia binoei (common prickly gecko)
Lineage: Eukaryota; Metazoa; Chordata; Lepidosauria; Squamata; Gekkonidae
Product: olfactory receptor 5V1-like
Exons: 1
Coding region: 1-942 (313 amino acids)
Biological process (GO): G protein-coupled receptor signaling pathway
Cellular component (GO): membrane
Molecular function (GO): olfactory receptor activity; G protein-coupled receptor activity
Source: RefSeq, a predicted model, not a curated record
AUGAUUGCUGAGAACCUCACUUCAAUCACAGAAUUCAUCUUGGUGGGAUUCUCCAGUCAACGAAAGACUCAGCUUCUACUCUUUGUAGUGCUCCUUCUCAUCUACUUACUUACCAUUAUGGGAAACAUGGUGGUCAUCCUGCUGGUACAGUUUGACUCCUGCCUCCAAACCCCCAUGUACUACUUCCUGAUGCACCUCUCAGGCCUAGAGAUCUGCUACGUCACCAGCACAGAGCCCCAAAUGCUGGCUCACCUCUUGGCUGGGAAUGGAGUCAUCUCCUACAGCCGCUGUGCUGCCCAGUUGUUUGGCUACUUGUCUUUUGGUGCUGCUGAGUGCCUUCUGCUGGCCAUCAUGGCCUAUGAUCGUUACCUGGCCAUUUGCCAACCUUUGCUGUAUCCAAUUGCCAUGGACAGGUGGCAUCAGAUGCAACUUGCAUCCAGUUGCUGGGCAGCAGGCUUCAUUUUUGGUGCAAUAUAUGUGGGGUGCACGUUUUGCCAUGCGUACUGUGGUCCCAACUGUAUCGACCACUUCCUGUGUGAGAUGCCGUUAGUUUUGAAACUCGCCUGUGAUGACACCCACAUCACUCAGACAAUUGUUUUAGUGCUGGCUGGGUUUGGCAUCCUGAUUGCUGUUAUUGUUGUUCUGACCUCCUAUGUCGUCAUUGUCCUCUCUGUGCUGAAAAUGCGGUCAGUCACUGGAUUGCGCAAAGCCUUCUCCACGUGUGCUUCCCACCUCAUUGUAGUUACAGUGUUCUAUGGAAUUGUCAUUUUUACAUAUGUGGUUCCCCGAUCAGAGACUUCCUCAGACCGUGACAAAAACAUUGCCUUAUUUUAUGUGGUGGUCACCCCUUUCCUCAAUCCUAUCAUUUACACCCUCAGGAACAAAGAUGUCCAUGAGGCUGUGGCCAAAGUGCUGCGAAGAGGUGGGUUUGAACCAAAAUGA